Aureococcus anophagefferens is the source of this 531-nucleotide messenger RNA. RefSeq lists its product as hypothetical. The transcript has a single exon. Lineage: Eukaryota; Pelagophyceae; Pelagomonadales; Pelagomonadaceae. Gene Ontology annotation, molecular function: protein binding. Bases 1 to 531 code for a protein of 176 amino acids. The record is from RefSeq and is a predicted model, not a curated record.
AUGCCGGGCCCAGGAAGCCACGCGGAAAGCCUCGCGCGUCUGCGCCGCCAUGUGGAGAAUGAGGUGCCGGAAGCGAUUUCGCUUUUGGGAAGUGCGUACCGCCAUGGUCUGUUGGGCGUCGUGAAAUCCGAUAAGAAAGCCGCGAAGAUUUGGAAGCGCGCCGUGGAGCUCAAGAACGUGGACGCGAUGUUCCAACUUGCUGGAUUGUACUGGAUUGGAAGUGGCGUCAAGCUGGACAAGAAUAAGGCGAUGAAGCUGUAUCGCGCGGCCGCGGAUCGGGGCGACGCGCUCGCGCAAUUCAAUUUAGGGAUUUUACUUCGUUCUGAGAAGAAAUUUGAAGAAGCGUUCCGGUACUUCGCGCUCGCGGCGAAUCAAGGCUAUACCGAGGGAGAGGCCAGCCUUGGCUAUUGUUACACGGCGGACGGAGAAGGCACGGAAGUCGACCUCGGCAAAGCCAGAUACUGGUACGCGCGCGCCGCUGCCAAGGGCCACCAGAUAGCUAUAGACGACCUCGCGGGCCUCGACGCGUGA